Seriola dumerili (greater amberjack) is the source of this 3133-nucleotide messenger RNA. RefSeq names its product solute carrier family 25 member 44-like (gene slc25a44a). Gene Ontology annotation, biological process: branched-chain amino acid catabolic process; transmembrane transport. The record is from RefSeq and is a predicted model, not a curated record. Bases 366 to 1319 code for a protein of 317 amino acids. The transcript is spliced from 4 exons. Gene Ontology annotation, cellular component: mitochondrion. Lineage: Eukaryota; Metazoa; Chordata; Actinopteri; Carangiformes; Carangidae. Gene Ontology annotation, molecular function: branched-chain amino acid transmembrane transporter activity.
UAAACACAAUCGAUACAAGAGUCAACUACUGGAGGAGGAAACCAUUUCCACACCACAUUUUUCUUGUAUUUUGGGAAAAAACGUUGUAGUGACAACAACAACACGCUGCAGUCAAACACAACCCUUGACCUUUCACCUUUGACAAUGUUUGUUCGUAACAGUAAUGGACGGAAGGCAUGACCCACCUUGUAGCAGAGCAGGCCGUAUGAGUUCAACAAAGCAGCCCAGCUUCACAGCAGUCACAGUGGAAGGUGAACCCGAGCUACACGACCCCCUGACAGGUAUGAUGGCAGUUGGAGGGUUGAUGACUGUAGACAUGUGGCUCUAGGGGUGCAGCGGUGCCCUGCCCUGCCCUGCCCGGGACCAUGCAGCAGAAAGGUGCGAUCCAGAUUAUCGAAUGGGAGGACCUGGACAAGAGGAAGUUUUACUCCCUGGGUGUGUUCAUGACCUUGACCACCCGGGCCACGGUCUACCCAGCCAGCCUCAUCCGAACCCGCCUCCAGGUGCAGAAGGGAAAGGCCCUCUACUCCGGAACCUUUGAUGCUUUCUGCAAGAUCCUGCGAGCAGAGGGCGUGCACGGCCUGUACCGCGGAUUCAUGGUCAACACAUUCACCCUAGUCUCAGGACAGGCUUAUAUCACCACCUAUGAACUGGUGCGCAAGUAUGUGUCCCAGUACUCGCCCAGUAACACAGUGAAGUCGGUGGUGGCGGGAGGGGCAGCUUCCCUUGUGGCACAGACAAUCACUGUGCCCAUAGACGUGGUGUCUCAGCACCUGAUGAUGCAAGGACAGGGAGAACACCUCACUCGCUUCAAGGCCAAACCCAAAAUGAUGCUCGCAGCAACUAAACGCAGACUGACCUUCGGACAAACACGUGAAAUUACGGUGCAGAUAUUUGCAGCCGAUGGAUUCAGGGGAUUUUACAGGGGCUAUGUGGCAUCUCUACUCACAUACAUCCCAAACAGUGCACUGUGGUGGCCUUUUUAUCAUUUUUAUGCAGAGCAGCUGUCCCUGUUAGCGCCUAGUGAGUGCCCCCACCUGAUUCUGCAGGCUUUGGCAGGACCAAUGGCAGCAGCAACCGCCUCCACCAUCACCAACCCCAUGGAUGUUGUUCGAGCAAGAGUACAGGUGGAGGGACGAUCAUCUGUCAUCGAGACGUUCAAGCAGCUGCUGGCAGAGGAGGGCGUCUGGGGGAUGACCAAGGGGCUGUCGGCCCGCAUCAUUUCCUCCACGCCCACUUCGGUGCUCAUCGUGGUGGGAUACGAGACUCUGAAGAGACUGAGCCUGCGAGCUGAGCUGGUAGAGUCCAGACACUGGUGAAAGGCCACAUGGGAGUCAGGAGCCCCGUACCAGGCGUCAACCUCAAAAGAAAAAGACCCAGAUCUUUCUCCAGCCUCGGGGGUUACCUGCUCUACUGUGCAGCCGCUGCCACAAGCCUUUCAGACUGUGUUGUUUUACUGCAUGUAUGAUGAGUGCAAGUGGUGAUGUUUGUCUCUAGCUACACUUGAGAAUUACAGGGGUUAUUAAUUUGGUAUUUUCUAUCUGACAAACCUGUUUCUUCUGGCCUUUUUUUUCCUUUCUGCUAAACUAUGACUGUGAAAUAUGAAUAUAACAGAAAACAAUGUGCCGUAUUUUGCCGAAAUUAAAUGCAGCAUUAAAAAAAAAUAUAUGUAUUCUCAAAAUUUAAACCACUGAAAAGAGGCUGCUUGUUGAAGAAGAGUAGAUAAGCCAUUGCUCCUAGACUGUAUAUUUUAAUUAAUUUUUCUUAUGAAUGGAUAUGGAGCGAGUCAGUUUUUAUUUUUACUGUGCACUCAGGCAGACGGAGCUUGUGAGCACAUGAUACAUGUUGAGCGUACUUUCCAGCCGGGUUCAAUUUUUAAAAUAGAGCUACAGGUACACUGCAGUAAGUUACACUGUGUUUUAAGAGCAUCUGCACUGAGGCCAGUCCAAUGAGUGUUCAGCGUGCCAAAAUAGAGACACAAAUGUCCUUGUGUCUACCCUAAUGAGCACAGAGAAGAGUUUGAUAUCUGAGUGCAUUCCAGUGAAAGAAGACUUUUGCACAGAGGUUUGAAACAUCUGCAAAGAAUCUCACCUUUGUUUUAGGCCAAAAUGAAAAGAGAAUAAGAUUUGUUGUUGUUUAAUUACAGCAAUGUUGUUGAAUUACUUUACCUUCAAAGUGUGUAACUUGAGCUAGAUUUCCAAAUCUUUAAAAUGUGAUUGUUCAGGUUACUUUCAAAACAACAAAUAUUACAUUUAUCUGUAGAGGUCUUUGUGAAACCUGGCCCAGGUUUGUGUAAUUUGACCUACAGCCUGUCUUUAAUGUAGCUUUGGGAGUUUGUGAAGUCAGUAGUGCAGGUAUAAUGAUGAUUUCUACAUAUAGAUACACUGAAGGCAGGUGGUUCUGCCUCUUUUUGUCUGUAUAAAAACAAAGUGGAGCUUGAUGACAGAAGAAGAAAAGAGGUGACAUAGCAGAAGAGGUGUACAUAAACUCAAUGUUACAGGCUUUAGACUACAGUCAAUCCUCAUGGGCCACUUCUAAUGUUAAUAAUUCUGUGUAUUCAUGCUGUUCAGUUGACUGGAAGUCCAAUCUGCUACUGUUUAGUUACAGGGCAGGAAGCUGACAAGAUGAAAUGCAGCAGUACCACACCAGCAGAUAAAACUAAACUCCAAAGUUGCCUUCAGAUUUCACCAGUCUCUUAAUGAGUGGGAGGUACUUCAAGGCCACUGUUGGAGAAGGAUGUAAAACGCAGCCAUUUAACUGUUACUGCCAGAAAACCCAUCUCAGCGAGGUUUGAUGCUCUGUGCCCUUUCUUUUAUAAACUUCAGUGUUUUCGUGUUUGCAAGCGGCACUUCAGUUUGUACAACACAGUGUUGAAGAAUGACGGACUCAGUAUUUCCUCCACGAUUUCUGAAAAAGCAAAUUAAAUGGACCGUUGCCUGUUUGGAGGAAGUGCUACACCUGUGUUUACCAACUACCUGCUGAAAUCUGAGAAUCAUUUAAAAAGCAGUUUGUGAUUUUAAACAUCGAGAACUUGUGGAUAUUUGAUGAAAAGUAAUAAAGAAUUGUGAAUCACUGCUGUACUUGGUAACUAGUAUCAUGAUCUGCACACAAUAAAGAUGUCUUCAAAAAAAAA